Messenger RNA from Neltuma alba, 510 nucleotides. RefSeq lists its product as uncharacterized. Lineage: Eukaryota; Viridiplantae; Streptophyta; Magnoliopsida; Fabales; Fabaceae. The coding region runs from base 1 to 510 and encodes 169 amino acids. The record is from RefSeq and is a predicted model, not a curated record. The transcript is spliced from 2 exons.
AUGGCCUUAUUAGUACAGCCCAAUUACUAUGACUUCUUCUCAAGAAGUUUGGUGCCUCUUCGCCAUUAUUGGCCCAUCUCCAUCCAAAACAUGUGCCAACACAUCACUUUUGCUGUUGAAUGGGGCAACUCCAACAUCGACAAGGCAGAAGCAAUUGGGAAAGAAGGAAGCAAGUUCAUAAGACAGAACCUGAGGAUGGAGCUGGUGUAUGACUACAUGCUUCAUGUGUUACGAGAAUAUGCGAAGCUGUUGAGGUUUGAGGCCACCAUACCAGAAGGAGCCGUCGAGCUGUCUCUUGAGUCAUUGGCCUCUAUGGUUAAUAGAAAGGCCAGGAAGUUUCUAGAAGAUUCCAGGGUGAAGAAGCCAGCCACAGAUAGAGCUCCCUGCAAAAUGCCUCCUCCUUUUCAACCUCAAAAGCUUCAUGUCUUGCUCCACACAAAGGAGAGUCUCGUCAAGCAGGUGGAGAUGGAGGGCAAUCAAUACUGGCAAACCCUUCAUAAUACCAACUAG